AUGGCCAGCGGGCACUGCCAGGGGGAUGCUGGCACCCUGGCCCUCUCUGGCCCCCGGGAGGCAGCGCUGGCUGCCAAAGUGGCCAUCAGUGAGCUGCUGAUCCUGGUGGGCAGGGCAGUGCCCUCGGUGGGCUGGUUCUUCCGGCCGUGCCCAGGGCUCAGGCUGUGCCUCGGGGAGGGAGAUGGUGCCGGGAUCCGGGCGGGAGCCGUGGUGAGGCUGGGUGGUGAGUCCGGCCCGGACAGCGGGGCCAGCGUGGUGACCCGGAGGGCGUUGAGCCGGCGAGGGGCUCCUCACGCCCGCCUGGAAGUCUGCUCCCCGCCGGGGGCUGGGGGACUGGCAGCCGGGGCGGUGCUGCUGACCCUGGAGGCUGUGGCCCGGAUGCAGGUCACCUCUGUGGCCAUCUGUGUGGACUCGGAAAGCAUGUGGCUGGUGGAGGCCGUGGCUGAGGCCAUCGACACCUUCGCCCGGGGCUGCCCUGCCGCCCCCCUGAGCAGCAUCUCCGUGGUGGCCGCUGAUGGGGCCCUGGUGGCCACCUUCCAUAGGGCAUGUGCCAAGCGGUGGCCACUUGGCGAGAACCGGCAGGAGCUGCUGAGGAAUGUCCUCCGGGCCCAGGAGAGAGUCCGCACCCAGGUGGUCAGCGGGUCCCUCGCCAGCCAGGAGACGGAUGUGCUGGUGCUGCCGGUGGUGCUGGAGACGGAUGGGCUGGAGUGGUGCCCUCAGGAGGUCCAGGCCCUGGCCGAGAGGGCGCUGGGAGCUGCAGGCCACAGCGGGGAGCUCCAACCGGGGAAGGUGCUGACAGUGCCAGGCAUGGCCCUACCGGAUCUGCACUGCAAAGUGCUGUACCUUGUGCAGCUGGAUGGCGAGGCACUGCAGCAGCAGGGAGCGCCAGAGGUCAUGCGCCAGAUGGUGCGAAGCUGCCUCUGUUCUGUGUACGGCGCGUUCCUGGAGUCCGUGUCCUUCCCGCUGCUGGGGGCCGGUCAGACCCUGCUGGCCAUGCUGGAGGAAAUCAGCUGCUUCCUGGAGCACCAGCCCAACACCUGGAUGAAACUGGUGGAAAUCGUCUGCCCGCUGGGGCUGCCGGCUCCUUGCCCGGUGGCUGAAGAUCCUAGCACCCCGGCUGAGGCCGUGGGGUUCUGCUGGCCAGAACACCCCCUCUUCCUUCGCUAUGUGGACGAGAGCCCGGCCGUGCGGCGAGAGUUCAAGGGACGCCUGGAGGAGGCCGGCUAUGUGUUCCAGGCCUGUCCCCACUGGGGAAUCCUGACCUUCCUGACAGUGGCCAGCCCUGAGGAGCCGCGCGGCUGGGAAGCGGCAUUUCGCUCAGUGCGCCAGCGUUACGUGGUGCAUCACGAGGGCCGAGAGGACCUGCUGGAGGCCCUGGCUGCCGAGCCAUCCCUGGUGGAGGAGUUCGGGUCCAUCCGGGUCUAUGACGGGGAGGGCUUUGUCGGCUUGGCAGGGGAGAUGGCACCGUUCCUCCAGCACCUGGCUGUGAGGGCCUUCCAGAGGCAGCUGGUGAGCCGGAAGUACUCGGCCGAGCCUCUGCCCAGGUGGGUCAUCGUCAGGGACGUGGUGGAGAAGGAGCUCCUUGACCCCCACGUCAGCAUGGAGCUUCGACAGGGCGCCCCAGCUAUCAUCAUCUUCCGGGGACCCCGCCGGCAAGUGGCCAAGGUGGAGAGCCGGUGCCAGCAGCUGCUCAGGGCAUUCCGGGUCCUGUCGGUGCCCGUCUCGCCUCUCCAGGUGCGCUUCAUCCAGGAGCACCGAGAGGAUGUCUUCACCCCCAGCUUCUUCCUGGACCGGGGCAUCGCCGCCAUCCUAGAGCUCCCCCCUGCUGUCUCGGGAACCGAGCUAGCCUGGGAUCUUCUUGCCGAGCCGGAGCUCCCCGCCAGUGACUCAGGGACUGAGCUGGCCUGGGACCUCCAUGCUGGGCUGGCGCCCUCUGAGGGCGUCUCGGUGGCUGGGCUGGAGCAGGAGAAGCUGCAGCAUGCGGCGGAGCUGCUGGGCGGCCUGGUGGGCUGCCAGACGGUGCCGAUCGAGGAGGGCGUGCAAUGGGCCACACAGGGUCAGGAGUGGGGCGAGCUGCUGGCUGGGCUGGGCGCCCAGUGGGAUGUGGCCCUGCAUUGUGCCGCGAGCCGGGAGCACCUAGUGGUGGUGGGCUUCCAGCCCUACGUGGCCCAGGCGGAGGCAGCUGUCCGGGAGUAUCUGCAGAAUAACUCACCAGCCGAGGAGCGGCUGGACGUUCCCCGGCCAGAGCUGGCAGAAGCUGGGGCAAAGCUGCUGCGCUUGAUGGACUGGGAGCACCUCCGGGUCACCGUCCAGCUGCACCCCAACACUCGGGUGCUGUCCCUGGGGCUGCGGGGCCUCCUGCGUCACCUGCGGCUGGCCAGAAGGGCCAUCAAGGCUGACCUGGACUCCCUGGUGUUGGGCACGGUGCCCAUCAGGGGCCGAGCCUUGGGCGAGUACCUCUGUGGGGAGGGGGCGACCCUCCUGCAGGACUUGGCUCAGCAGCUCUGCUGCGUGGUGAGCCUGCGAGGAGACCCCCCUACAAAUGGCCCCUCCAGCACCUGUGGGCAGGGUGCAGCUCUGCAGGCUCCCAAUGCCCCAAGAAAGCCCCCGAAGGUGCAGGCAGGGGCCCCCAAGGGGCUGGAGCUCCGCGUGGUGGGCCGAGAGCCUGACGUGGGCCGGGUGAAGGCAGCCGUGGCCGGCUUCGUGGCCCAGUUCCACGACGAAAGCGUCUGCAAUGCGGAGCUGGUGGCCGUUGGUGCCCAGGCCCUGCGGGAGCUCGGCCAGGCCUCGCUGUACCACUUCCCUGUCAGCCUCCGGCGCCUACCGGGCAAUGUGCUGCGUGUGCGGGGCGCCUGGGAGGAUGUGGCCAAGGCCGUGGCUGCUGUCCACACCAGGAUCCAGGCUGCCCAGCGCCAGCGGGUGGAGGCCGAGGUGCUGUAUGGGCUGGUCAAGUGGCAGCACCUGGCCCCGGCCGGCUGGCAUCCCUUCAAUGUGGCCACCAACCAGCGGCUGGAGACGGCGUACGCCAGCGGGGAGCGCCGGGCAGAGAUCGAGUGGGACGGGCAGCAGGCAGAGAUCGACCUUCUCAAGGCAGUGGGCGUUGCGCCGGGCACUGGGGCCCCCAUCCGCCUCCGCCGGGAGAUCUGCCUGUGGGACAGGUGCCUUGCCCCACACUGGGAGCCCAUGGGUGAGAGCCUGGUGAGGCUGGUGGAGCUGGCGGAGGGCUCAGAGGAGUACCAGGAGGUGGCCAAUGGGUUCAAGCAGACGGCCCUGGGCUACUGCAUCCUCCACAUCCAGAGGGUGCAGAACCAAGUCCUGUGGGUCUCCUACUGCUGGCAGCGCUGCUGGAUGGAGGAGAAGAACCCGCCGGGCGAGCUCAACGAGCGUCUCCUCUACCACGGCACGUGGCCCGAGAACCGGCGCUCCAUCCAGGAGAUCGGCCUCAGGAACACCUGCCGCAAGGUGGGAAUCUACGGCCAGGGCCUGUACUUCGCGGUGGAGGCUGCGCGGUCAGUGGACUACGCUAAGCCCGACGCCCACGGGCACCGCUUUAUGUUCCAGGUGCGGGUGCUGACGGGGCAGUUCACCCAGGGCAAGGAGGACAUGGUGCUACCCCCGGAGAAGCCAGAUGGGGGCGGCCGUUACGACAGCGUGGUCAACAUGGUCUCCCGCCCCAGCAUCUUCGUCACCUUCUUCGACGACCUCACCUACCCCGAGUACCUCAUUACCUUCCGGGGCACCAGGCCGCACCUGAACUGAGAACCGUGCUGCCCUGGGACAGGCCACAGAACCUGGGCACUGCUUGCCUGGCAGCUGAAGAAUAGCUGUGGGGCCGGGCAGCGUCAGGCGUGGAACGUGUGCACAUGUGUACUCAUGCACUGGUUGGAUUUGGAACUGCUCAGCUGCAUGUCCUUGGCCCUAUACUGCUGACAGCUAGUGGAGAUUCUCCAGAGCAUUCCCAGCAUUCACAGCUCCAGCAGAGAGAACUGACUGGGCCAUGGGAUGGGGGAGAAAGAUGAGCUGAUACACAUCCCGCUGCCCCCUCCUAGAAGGCGUGCUCGCCACUCAGCUGUGUGCCAUCAGCACAGUACAGCUGCCCACAAGUGGGGAUUCUCCAUUUGUCAACAGCUGAGGGAACGUCCGGCUUGUUUCUGGGAGGCUGUAUAAUUUCCUGUUCAAUCUCCUGGCGGUUUCAGACCUGUGGGCCUAGCUCAGGGAAGGGCAUGGCAUCUUGUCGAUCCAGCUGCACCCACGAGGAGGAGGAAUGCCGGCAGGAGAAGAGGGUUAUAAUUUCGUAUAAAUCAAACUAUUUCAGAAAAGCAGGGGGCUCUCAAGAAGUUUUCUGGAUAGGAAAAAGCUCAUUGCAAUGAACAUUUUCAUUGUUUUCCAAUUUCAAUUUGUGUCUUGAUUCUGUUGUCAAAUAUCUAAAAAACAAACAAACAUUUUU
Messenger RNA from Malaclemys terrapin pileata, 4447 nucleotides. RefSeq lists its product as uncharacterized. The coding region runs from base 1 to 3759 and encodes 1252 amino acids. Gene Ontology annotation, cellular component: nucleus; cytoplasm. Gene Ontology annotation, molecular function: transcription corepressor activity; NAD+ poly-ADP-ribosyltransferase activity. Lineage: Eukaryota; Metazoa; Chordata; Testudines; Emydidae. Gene Ontology annotation, biological process: negative regulation of gene expression. The record is from RefSeq and is a predicted model, not a curated record. The transcript has 10 exons.